UCAUUUAGUAGUACGUUAACAGGUGCGUUGAUUCCGGAGCAAGAGGCCUGCAUGCAUUCAGUCUGAAUAAUGCCUCUUCUCCCUUCUCAAGAACCGACCUGUUCUACCACUUUGAAAUAGGCUAUAGACCAACUACACCCUGAUGACAAGGAACUGUCAGCUGAUCUUCACACAAUGUUUACUUCUGUUGAUUCAUGUUAUCACACAGCAGGCUAAGCGCACACACUCAUUGCUACAGUACUAUAGGCUAUGUUGUUGCUCUCCAUCUUCUAGACUUCAGCUCCUUGUUGUGUAAGGGAACCUUUUCAGUUGACGGAAGGAAGGAUGAAGGCGGACCAGGAAGCUCCUCCCCCCUCCCCCGGAUUGGAGGAUUUGGCGAUCCGGUGUCGGGAAGUGUGUCGGUCGUACGGGAAACUCAAAGUCCUGAGUAACCUCAACUUGACCGUACCACAGGGACACAUCUACGGCCUGCUGGGUCCGAGUGGAUGUGGGAAGACCACGCUGUUGAAAUGCAUUCUGGGAACCCUGAAGAUCUCCCGAGGGCACAUCAGCGUGUUGGGGAAGCCGCCCGCAUUUCCUGGUCACCAGGUCCCUGGGAGGAUGGUGGGGUACAUGCCACAGGACCUGGCGUUGUACAAUGAGUUUACCAUCAGUGACACCCUGACGUUCUUCGGAAGGAUCCACGGCCUGUCAUCUACGGACACCCAGGCACGCAUGGACUUCCUGGUGGACUUCCUGGACCUACCUCACAACAGCAGCCUGGUUGGAAAACUCAGCGGAGGGCAGAAACGGAGGGUGUCUCUAGGAGCAGCCUUACUUCAAAACCCCCAGUUAUUGAUUCUGGAUGAACCCACAGUCGGGGUGGACCCUGUGCUGAGAGCCAAGAUCUGGCAGCAUCUAGUAGAGAUUGUGAAAACUGGAAAAGUAUCAGUCGUCAUCACCACACACUACAUAGAGGAGGCCAGGCAAGCCAACGUGGUGGGUCUGAUGAGGAAUGGCCGAAUGUUGGCAGAGGGGGAACCAGAAACCUUGAUGAAACAGAACAGUGCUGCGACCCUGGAGAAAGCCUUCCUGCAGCUGUGUGAGACCUCAGACCAGGUGGGCUCCAAACACAGCAACUACCCUCAGGGUGGGGUACUAGAGAGCGGCCAAUCACUCGAAAGCGGCCGGGAAGAGAUUCAACCAAUCCUGGGAGUCGGGCCGGGACCAGUUGAAGAGCUGCCCAAAUACUCAGCGGACUGGAAGGUACGAGUCAGGCAUGUGAUGCCAAAGUGGAGGAACAUCGCAGCUCUGAUUAUCAAGACCACGGUGCGGAUGAAGAGAAUGCCAGGGUCCCUGUUUUUCCAGUUCCUUCUACCAGUCAUGCAGAUCUCUCUGAUGUGUCUGUGUAUCGGAGGAGACCCCAAAGGAAUACAGGUGGCUGUGGUCAACAAUGAGACCUCCUCCAGUUCCUUCAGCCAAUCCCUGCUCUCCUUCCUGGACAACUCCAGCGUGCAACAGGUGAACCUGUCCCAUGCUGAGGCUUUUGCAGGGGCCUAUAACGGAGAGUACUGGGCCGUCAUCGGGUUUGGAAAGAAUUUUACCAGCUACCUGACCAAGAGGAUGAUCCAGAGGCAGGUCUCUAAGGAGGUGGUGGAUGGAGGGUCGGUGCACGUCUGGUUGGACCUGACCAAUCGACAAAUCGCCUUAAUGCUUCAGAAAAAAAUUAAAGAUGCCUUUGAGGGUUUUAUCCAGUAUAAGAUGAGUAGCAGGUCUUACCUGCUCUCUCUUCCUGUCAAGUUUGAGGAGCCCAUCUAUGGCAGCAUGAACUCAGACUUCACCACGUUUGUGACGCCAGGAGCCGUUCUGAGCAUCACUUUCUAUCUCGCAGUGGGCUUGACGGCCCUCUCCUUCGUGAUAGAGAGGAAGGAAGGGCUAAUGGAAAGGUGCUGGGUCUCAGGUGUGAGUUCAAUGGAGACCGUGCUGGCGUAUCUCAUCUCCCAGCUGAUUAUCAUCAGUGUCCAGAUAAUUCUACUACUGAUCUUAAUGCUGCUUGUCUUUAAGAUCCCUAAUGAGGGGAGCCUGGUGUUGGUUAUAGCUCUGAUCGUGCUGCAGGGCAUAACAGGCACUUCCUUUGGUCUGGUCAUCUCAUCCGCCAUCGAUGACGAACAGAACGCCACCCAAGCUGCCCUUGGUAUCUUCUACCCCAACCUCAUCGUUAGUGGUAUAAUCUGGCCUGUGGAAUGUAUCCCCUAUCCACUACGUUACAUCAGUCUGGCCCUGCCCCAGACAUACGCUUCUGAAGCCCUACGAUGCAUCAUGUACAGAGGCUGGGGUCUCUCCAGGAUGAUAGUGUGGCGAGGCUUUGUUGUCACCCUGGGCUGGAACACUUUCUUCGUCAUCCUGGCCAUCGUCAUCCUCAAGUUGAGGAUGUGAAACUCCAACCCAGGGAAGAUGUGUGCCUAUGUAGUGUAUGUGAAUGUGUGAGGGUUUUGUGUGGGACUGUCAACGUGGGGUGUGUAAGUGAGUGUGUAUAUGGUGUGUGUAUAUAGUCUAGGGAGUGUGUGUGUAGGGUCAGUGCAGAUAGGGUAACUUUCCCCCUCAGUCACGUUAGUUUGGCUACUCAACCUAUCUAUGUGUCACUCACAAACCAAUCAAAAUGCCUGAAAUGUGCGUCUGGACACUGCACCCGCCCACUCAGGUGUUACGAGUAUAAUCACCGUCAGAAGAGUGAUCAUCGUCUGAGGACUGUUAUUAUGGACGAUAACAUGAAUGGGUGUCAUAUGUUUACAGCAGGAUUCUACUGUCCUGCCGUUAUAAGUCUGUAAUGUUCGUGUGUUUUCCCGAUACAGCUUUGCAUAUUAUUGAUAGUUAAUUGCCAUUAUUGCAUUGGUUGCACAGGUGUUUUUAUGGAGGAGAUUUGUUGUACUGGUAACACAAGGCGGGAAUUGUUAAAAGUUAAGAAGGGUCUUUUUUGUCAAAGCAGCUGUUGGGGUCAGAGUUAUGCGAAGCCUCAUUAGACUGACUUUCAAACGCACAACUAGGUUGCCUGGCAACUCAAACUGAAUCAUUCCGCUGCUCGAUGUUCGCUACAUACUUCGUUGCGGAGAAGGAACUAACGUCCGUGGGCAUGGCGUCCGUGGGCAUGGCGUCCGUGGGCAUGGAGUCCGUGGGCAUGGCGUCCGUGGGCAUGGCGUCCGUGGGCAUGGAGUCCGUGGGCAUGGC
This is a messenger RNA of Oncorhynchus gorbuscha (pink salmon), 3204 nucleotides long. It is a transcript of the gene abch1, whose product is annotated as ATP-binding cassette, sub-family H, member 1. Bases 325 to 2415 code for a protein of 696 amino acids. The transcript is spliced from 20 exons. Gene Ontology annotation, biological process: transmembrane transport. NCBI's taxonomy places the organism in Eukaryota, Metazoa, Chordata, Actinopteri, Salmoniformes, Salmonidae. Gene Ontology annotation, cellular component: membrane; ATP-binding cassette (ABC) transporter complex. The record is from RefSeq and is a predicted model, not a curated record. Gene Ontology annotation, molecular function: ABC-type transporter activity; ATP hydrolysis activity; ATP binding.